Tripterygium wilfordii is the source of this 1025-nucleotide messenger RNA. Its product is annotated as 36.4 kDa proline-rich protein. NCBI's taxonomy places the organism in Eukaryota, Viridiplantae, Streptophyta, Magnoliopsida, Celastrales, Celastraceae. The record is from RefSeq and is a predicted model, not a curated record. The transcript is spliced from 2 exons. The coding region runs from base 141 to 746 and encodes 201 amino acids.
UUGGCAUUUGCCUUACUUGCAAACCAAUCUUCACGUGACAUGCUCUCUAGGGUUUUAUUUCUUUCCUUCCUCAAUCCUCACUCUCCCUAUAAAACCCCUCUCACUGUUAUUCAUUCAACAAACCCAAGAAAAAAGAAUUAAUGGAGUCCUCCAAAGUGUCAGCACUUCUCCUCAUUUUCAUGCUUUUCAUUUCCUCUACCACUCCAAUUCUUGGUUGUGGUUCAUGUGGAAAGGCACCACCAAAACACAAACACUCACCUAAAAAGGGUCCUAUUAUACUCCCUCCAGUCCACUUGCCUCCACUGCCAGUGCCAAUUCCUCCAGUGACUACUCCUCCGGUGACUGUUCCGCCGGUUCCAAAAAUCCCAAUUCCUCCAGUGAUUACUCCCCCGGUGACCAUUCCGCCGGUUCCUAAAAUCCCAAUUCCUCCAGUGACUAAUCCACCAUCAAAGGGAAAAUCAUGCCCACCACCACCAGCAAAAAAGGAUACUUGUCCAAUUGACACAUUGAAAUUGGGUGCUUGUGUGGAUCUUCUUGGAGGUUUAGUGCAUAUUGGGGUUGGAGACCCUGCUGUGAACCAAUGCUGUCCAGUUCUUCAAGGACUUGCUGAGGUAGAAGCUGCAGUGUGCUUGUGCACAACUCUUAAAGUCAAGGCACUCAACCUUGCUAUCUAUGUUCCAAUUGCUCUUCAGCUUCUUAUCACUUGUGGGAAGACUCCUCCUCCUGGCUACACUUGCUCUCUCUAGAUGAUCAAAGGUUGUUAGAUUUCAUGGAUGAAAAGUUGAUAUCGACAUGAGAGGAUGUCGAUCGAUCGAGCCUGCUUUUAUCUCCCUCUCUUCUCUUCCCUUCUAUGGGUUUUCAAUUGACGAUUGGAAUUAUUAUUAUUGCUGGUGUGUUAAUUAUGUUUUAAUUGCACAAUCAUUUGUUUUUAUUGGGAAUGUUUAAUGUUUAGCGCUUGCUUUGUUUUUGUCCUUGAUUAGGGAAACAGUCCAGGAUGACUUUGUUGAAUUCAGUUUUCAUGUUCA